Molecule: messenger RNA, 3828 nt
Organism: Lymnaea stagnalis (great pond snail)
Lineage: Eukaryota; Metazoa; Mollusca; Gastropoda; Lymnaeidae
Source: the annotation of a GenBank genome assembly
GCAAAAUAUAUCUCUGACUUUUUUCGCUGUACGCCACAAUCCAGAUCUGAAUACUGAAUUUACGAUUUAGACUUAUCCGUUUUCGUAAAAAAUGGCUGACACAGAAUCUCAACCUUCACAAACACCACAAGAACCAGAGGAUGGUACAGAGUCUGAUGAGUGGAAGGCUGAAAAAUACAGAACUAAAGUGGUUGAACGUAUGUAAGUAAUAAGAAAAGUAAUAAGAAAAAAAAAAGAGGUGUAAAGGGGCUACCGGCCUGCACUUAUUGACUUAUUGUUUAAAUUAAAAGUUAGCUUAGUAGUAAUAGUAUAGUUACAGUUACAGUGCGGCUGAGUACGGGUCGUAGCCGACGUAGCCUGCCCGGUAUACAAACUAAUUUGAAAUUAACAGUGUUAGUAUCAUUAUUAUAAAAUAUAAUGAUGAUCAAUUAUGAGUGAUUAUGAUGUAAUAAGUAUAAUAAUGGCUUAUUAUUGAAUAAUCAUCCAUAAUGAUAUGAUAAUGUCCCAUUAAUAAUGUAAAUGAGUCAUGGCAUGAAAGUUAAAGUAACAAGUUGUUUAACAUUAAUGACAUUAACUUUAACAUUGUUACCACAUUUUCACAGAAAAGACAGGUCAGCAGGUCAAAUUUUUGCAGACUUUAAAUUUGCAAACAGUUAGCGACCCUACUGAUUAUUGACACUAUUCAGUAACAUUCUGAUUUAUGCUGUUUAUUUUGAAAGGGCUGGGCUAAUUUAGAAAUAGUAAUAGCAAUAAAAAUUUACUCCAUGGCAUAUAAUCGUAUAAUUAUAAUUAUUUAUAAUAGUAUGUGUAUAAGUAUAUAGCCUAUUAUGCAGCCAAAGUGGCUAUUCGGACCCGGGUCCCAGACGUGAGAGGUUGGGAUUAAAAAAAUAUUUAAAAUAUUAUUGUUGGGUUGUGAGACAACAUUAAAUGAAAGAUAAUUGAAUGGACUAUAUGUUUAUAAACUUACUUCUUCAGUUUAACUAAAAUAAACUACCACAAAUGACAUCCGAAUGGCAUUGAAAUUGAGUCUAAAGGGACCCAGGUCUAUGCGUGUCGAGGUCCUUUUAGACUAAAUGCUGACCCUCCAUCCUAAGGCUCACAACCAGAUAUUUUUACUCAGGCCCCUGAACUUUAUUAUUAUACUAGUGCUCCACCAGCUUUUACACCAAGAUUUAUUACACCAAGCAUUUCUGUAAAACAAAAGAAAAUGUUAAAUGCCAAAGGCAAUUGACAUGUUUUUAAGAAACUCAUUUAGCGCAGUUAUUGGUAAUUUUAUUUCAUUAAUUCAGUGGCAUCCGGUAGCGUUUAAACCGAUUGUUGGGGGAUCAGGCUGAAAAUUUAAUAGAAAGUGUAGCCAUCUGCAAUGAGUGUGUGUGCCAAGUUUCAGUUUGAAAAGAUGACAGAAAGGGAGUCAAUUAGUGGUCCGAAGAUUUUUUACUUAACUUAAACACAAGAACAAAAGCGAAGUUUAUAUGAAGGAUUGAAAAAUAAAAGUCAUUCAAUUAGGCAUCACUCCAUUAAGAAUAAAAUCCCUAACCCGAAGGUUGCAUUUAACCAAUUAGUUCCUUUUCUAGAGUUGUGUGCCGAUUAAUAUUUAAACUGUGACUUCAUUUCAGCCAUGAAGAGAUAACAAAAACUGAGUCACAAGUCCCAAAGUCAGCAGCUGAGCUUGAAGACUUUGUAUUUUCUAAAGCAACAUCUAGGGUAUGUUUCUUAAACAAUUAAUUGGAUUGUUAUUCGUUUACUGGGAUCAUUUCCAAUAUUGUACUCAAUUCCUUUCUGAUUUGAGUUUCUUCAAAUGAUUCAACACCUGGCAUGGAGUUUGCUUUCUACAAAAAAAAAUUACAAAAUAAGGAGCAAAUGAAUUUAUAAUUGAAAUAUGAUGUACCAGUAAUUACAAUAGACAACUAUAAAGUUUGCUGCAUUUAGCCAAAGUCCUUUUAAGAGUUCCAUAUUUUUUUGCAAAUGCGGUUAUUGUAUAUUGUAUGAUAACACCAUUUAUAUUUACUAAUUGUCAUUAGGCCAUUUUCAAGUUCUUCACCAUUUUUCUUUCCUAUUUCAUUAAAAAAAUUAAUUGUACCUGUAAUUGUGAAUGUCUGCAGUAAUUGAGCUUCAAUGUUUAAGACUGAAAUAAUUAAUGGAGCUAAUGCUGUUUACCCCUAGUAUUAUUUUAAUGCUGUGUUGAAAACAUUAUUUUGUUGGGCUGAUAUUGCUCAUGAAAAUGCAUGUUUGUAAAUUUAUGUACGGUAUAAAAAAUACAUUUUUUGAACCGAUGGGAUUUUUUUUUCUCACAGAAAAGUUACCUUGAUCUGGUUGCAAGAAUUUUGAUCUACAUUUCUGAAUUCAGUAAGUAUUUAAGAUAUAUUUGAACUAAGAUUUAUCAUCGCUUCCUUUUUAGAGAACAGAAAUCUAGCAUUUUUUAGUUUCUUUUAGGUGUAUUGAACUGAUAUUGAAAUCUCCACAGAUAAAAAGAAGGAAAAGAAAGACACUGAUGAGGGUGACAAGAAACCAAGUGAGGAGGGUGAGGAAAAGAAGGAGUUGUGAAUUGGCUAGUGGGAGCUUUAAAACCAUAAUCACGUAGGUCCGUAUUUCAAUAGGUGGUGCAUGCUAUUGCUAUUGCAUUUGUAGUUUUAUACAUUUAGCAUUUAGAUGAUUAUAAGAUAAGAAACUUACAUUUGUGUUCUGUGCCCUUUGCUGAAAAAAUGAUGAAAUAACAGUAAUUAAGUAUAAGAUGCUAGUCCCUUGCAUAACUUAAUUGAACAAGUAGUCAGAAGAAAAAAAAAAAAAGAGGACAAUGUCAUCCUAAUUUGUUUAUUUUCCACAUUGCUGUUGAUCCAGUUUUCGGCAUAGAAAAGUAUUUAUACAAAAAAAAUGAUGAAAUAACAGUAAUUAAUAAUAAGAGGCUAGUCCCUGGCAUAACUUAAUUGAACAAGUAGUCAAAAAAAAAAAAAAAAAAAGAGGACAAUGUCAUCCUAAUUUGUUUAUUUUCCACAUUGCUGUUGAUCCAGUUUUCGGCAUAGAAAAGUAUUUAUACAUUUUGUACAUCACAAAAAUACAAUAGUUCCAAGGAAUAUUGUUCAACAAAAAAUUUGAUACUAUUUGGCAAAAAAUGAAUGCAUCUAAUGUGUACUGGUACUGAACAAAGUUAAUGAUAAAUUACACCAACUGUAAGACUGUAUCGAAUUUGAAACUCUGAUAUAUGUGUUAUGUAUAGUAGCUAUACAAAAUUUUGUUUUUAAAUGAAAGAAAAUAUAUCAUAAGACAAUCAAUGUUUUGGAUGUCUUUUUUUUUAAUGUACACCAGCUUUCCCCCCCCAUGUUUUUGAAAUAUUGCAGUGCCUUAAAAAGCUAAACUAUUUUAGCAAUAUUAUUUUCUUUACUUUCAUAAUUAAAUUGUUGGUCUGCUAAAAUUUGCCUGCUUGAGAAAUAAUAUUUAAUUUACUUGAAUUUAAGAGUCUCUGGCUUUUGAAUCUGAAACUAUUGUGCCAAAGAAGUAUUUAGCCAGCUUUAUGUGAUAUUCAUACUUUAUGCAAGUUUCUAUUUCAGUAUACUUAUGAUUUAGGAUUUCCACUGGUGCUAAAAAACUGUUUAACAUUUUGUAUCUUAUACAGUGUAUAAUUAUUUUUAAAAUCAUGUGCCAAAUUAUUUUUAUAUUGGCUAUAGUAUUAUAUCAAAGUUUUUGUGCAAUAUUUUCCAAGUUGGAUGUUAUUUUCUGCUUACAAUCCCAUAAAAUAUUUCAAUGUAAUUUUUGUAGAGCAAUCAUUUCUGUGAAAUAAGACCUAAGUAUUUUGUUUAAAUGUUGCAGAUCCAAAUAAAAUAGUCACAUUUU